AUGUGUGCUGACGACAAUAUUUUUGAGAAUAGCAAAUGUGCUCUAUCUGAAAAGCAGAUUGAGUCGGUGUUUUACCUAAAUUCGGAUGACUUUAGGCCAAUACCUCAGAAACCGAGACUCCGGUUUGACUCUGAACAGGUUCCUCAACCAGAGCAUGAUACUGUCGAAAUUGAAUUAGCUUCACAGUUUUAUGCAUGGCUGGGAUCCCUUAAUGAAAUGGAAGCUAAGGAGGGAAGUGAAACUGUGGCGGAUCUUUCUAUGCAUUUUGCUCAGCAAGAAUCCUAUUGCAUGUCAAUCAUAGAUAAAACCGAUGAGAUCUUAUCGAAAUUAUGUCAACUGAAAGAACGCUACCUCUCAGUCUCCGAGAAAACAAACAACCUUCAUGAAACUUGUGAGAGUCUCCUACGUAAGCAAACGGAUCUAACUGAAAAGGCAACUCAAAUUGAAACAUUUCUUCAAUAUUUUACCGUUCUUUCUUCAAUUGAAGCGCGCAGCUUUAAAGACUCGGAGGCAUAUCUAGCACGCCUUAAUACCUGUUUAAAUACGGCUCUCUUAACUGUAAAGGAAGGUGUGAAAAAUGCCAUCAGACGGGUUGUCAUGGAGAUUGUGGAACUAGGGGACGCCAUAGUCCCAGAAAAUUCAUUUAUACUCUUAUACGGUCGCUUCCGUUCCCAGGCUUCGCGUAUUCGCUCUCUAAUGCAACUCCUAGAGUCCCGUGCCGAUACUUCACAAAAAUAUCGUGAUGUCAUCACGGAAUGUCAGAUGUAUUAUUUAACCAAACGGGAAGCACUAGUCAUUCCGGUCGCCCAGGCAAGCAUUGCUGACCUAACGAGCAAAUAUUCACGCGACCACUGUGAACUCUUUCGCACCACAGUUUCCUUUAUGCUUCAUAUGUGUGAAGAUGAGAUUUCUUUGUUUCGCCGAUUUUUUGAACCACAGGAAACUCCAGCAUCAAAUCACGCCCAAAAAGACUCAAUUCCACUGACAUCGAUGCUGAGCAACCUGUGCUAUUGUGUUUACGACGCCCUCCGGCCAUUCCUCAUUCACAUCAACCACAUUGAAAUCUUGACAGAGUUGUGCGAUCUCCUUGUCAACGAGUUCCUCGACGAUCAAAUCAACGCGAAGUCCCGUGUUGACCUAGCUGUCUUCGAAAACAUGUGCCAGUCGCUGCUGGCGGAUGUGAGGCAACGUCUCAUCUUCCGAGCAGACGUCUACAUCAAAUCUCAAAUCCACGACUACGAGCCGAGUGCCGGAGACCUUGCCUACCCCGAAAAGUUAGAGAUGAUUGAGGCAUGUCGCUUUUUAACUACCAAUACACAAAUAGCAUCAAGCCUGCAGCACUCCACGGAAAACGAGACCCAUUCAAACGGAGCUCAAUUGAAGGAGCAAGAACAGAAGGAAGCGCGACCCAUGACGUCCACUAGUUCAACCGACUUUCAUGGAAUGUGGUAUCCGACUGUGCGAAGGACCCUUGUUUGUAUCUCCAGCCUCAGUCGGUGUCUUGAUACAGAAUCCUUCCAAGGCCUCGCGCAAAAUUGUCUUUCGGCUUGCAUACAAUCCCUUAUUACUGCCCAGAGGCAUAUCAAAGAACGGAAGACGGCAAGUGAUGGGCAACUCUUCUUCGUUAAACAUUUACUGAUUCUGCGUGAACAAACGACCCCAUUUAAUGUAGAGUUUCGCGUCAGGGAGACGAGUCUGGAUUUUACAAGCAUUAAAAGCGCAGCCUAUCAGGCUCUACCGAAGCUGGGCUCAGGACUGUUUGACUUUAGUCGUGCCAACACCCUGCUUCGUCUUCUGCUCCUUGAGGGGCCCACGGUGGUCGACACAGACGUUGAUUCGCGGCGUCAACUUGAUCGACACUUGAAGAUCGCCUGUGAGGAAUUCAUUUCCUCUGCUGUGGCAGCUCUAACCAGUGACCUUCCUGCCGUCGAUAAGUUGACUCGGUACAUCGUGUGUAGUGAUCAUUGGUGUUCUCUGUUAAGUAAGUUUAUGGAUGUUUCUUAUGUUAAAUUUAUUCCACCAAAGGCGGAGACAGUAGUUCGACUAGAAUCACGCCAUGCCCUGGGACCGCCAGACCAAUUGAAGGAUGCCGUAUCUGCAGCUCUCCAUCUCCUGUCGGCCAACCAAAUGAAGUCCGCGUCACCGAAUAGCCUUGUGGCGAUUCGUCGAAAGCUGACUCUCUACCUUGGCAAUCCAAACACAGUGGCAAUCAUGAUGCGCCCCGUGGAGACCGGUGUCGUUCAGUCGUGGCGGAAGGUAGCCAAAAUCAUCACUGAGCACUAUUCACAGGAGGAGCAAAUGGUCAUUGCGUGCCCGACAGAAAGUCAGGUUAAUCCGAUUAUUCUUUCACGCAUGAUUGAAUCAAAAUACUUCUGUGAGGAUCUGCGACCCCAACUGCUCAAUAUGGCUGAUGAACUUCUUGAGCGCUCGUGGGGUUUCGUUAAUGAUAGCCUACGAACGGAUCUCUGUCUACAUUAUCCUCCUUACUUAAUCGCUCUGGGGUGUAUCCAAUUGGCUCUCAUCAGUUUGUCAAGAAAUCCGCCAGCCAAUUCUUCCGGAAGCUCCAAUGAUCAUCAUUCCUUCUACUUUUCUUCUCAACAAUCAAACAUCAACCCUUUAGUUAUCGCCGAACAAUGGUUUGGUGAGCUAAAUGUAGACCCUGAGAAGGUCCUUGAGGUGGUACGUCAUAUGCUGGCACUUUACGACCUCUGGGACCGCAUUGACGUGGACAUCGAGAUGCCGGUCUUGCUGAUGCAGAAAAUGCCUCGCCCAGUUGUGCAACAGGCGCAACAGCAGCAACAGGCGCAAUCAGGAUCGUCGGGUGUUAUCGAUGGAAGUGGGGGCGGCGGAACCAACAGUGGUGGCGGUGGCGGCGGUAACAACGCCCACCACCACCGCAUGGGUCAAGCUAUGCCACCCCACCACUUGCCUCCUCCACCCAAUGCUGGGCCUCCCAUGGCGUGA
This is a messenger RNA of Mesocestoides corti, 2964 nucleotides long. The record is from the annotation of a GenBank genome assembly. Lineage: Eukaryota; Metazoa; Platyhelminthes; Cestoda; Cyclophyllidea; Mesocestoididae.